Molecule: messenger RNA, 1595 nt
Organism: Drosophila hydei
Lineage: Eukaryota; Metazoa; Arthropoda; Insecta; Diptera; Drosophilidae
Exons: 3
Coding region: 48-1313 (421 amino acids)
Source: RefSeq, a predicted model, not a curated record
CAGACUGAUUACAACAGAUUGCAAGUGCUUAUAAAAUUCGCAUAACAAUGUCCAACAGUCAAACAAUAUCAAUAGAAACGACGAUUGAAGUUCCCGAAUGGGUAAAAGCUGAUCUUUUUGAGCAGCUGCUUAAGGAUACUUUCAAGGACUUUCAAAAUAUACGAUCCUUUAAAGCUAUGCCUGGCACAAAACCCGGCGAUAACUAUGCAACGCUUAUGCUUCGCAUAACACUCGAAGUGCAACUAAAAGAUAGCACAACCAAAACCGUGUCAUAUAUGAUGAAGCUUCCGCACGCUUCAGAGGCCUACCAAGAAGCUUGGGGAAAGAACAAACACAGCGUCUUCGAUAUCGAACGGGACAUGUUCAUGAUAUACGUGGAGGAAUUCAAGCAGCUCUAUCGCAAUGUUGGCUUAGAGGUAGAGUUCGGGGCCAAGUGCUAUAAGCUUGAUACGCCGAAUGAACACGUACUGCUAGAGGAUUUACGACCCAGAGGAUUCCAAUCAGUUGUUCGUAAGGCAGGAGUUGAUGAGGAACAUACCAUAUCAGUGCUCACAAAGCUGGCUCAGUGGCAUGCGGCGUCUGCUGUUCGGGUGGCAACAAAGGGACUCUAUCCCAGCCAUAUAAGUGAUGGUCUUUGCAAUGAGGAUGGCAAGCACCUGUUGAGCAAAAUGACGGAUGGCAUGGUGCCCUAUAUACUUAAAACUCUGUCUACAAUGGAGGGACAAGAGGCGUGCGCCGAGGAUGUUAAAGGAUUGGCCGGUAGCAUUACCGAUAAAAUUCUCCAAGUAGCCGCCAUUGAUCCGGAAGACUUCAAUGUCUUAAACCAUUCUGAUUGCUGGCUAAGCAAUAUCAUGUUUCUAUAUGAAAAGGAGACAGGAAAGCUCUUGGAUUCGUAUCUGGUUGACUAUCAAAUGUGCAAAUAUGGAAGUGUUGCAUUUGACUUAAUUUAUUUUCUGUUAUCAUCGCCGAAGCUGAAGAUAAGAAUAAAGAAAUUUGAUUACUUCGUCAAACAGUAUUACGACCAGCUGAUAAAGCACUUGAAGCUGUUAAAUUAUAGCAAAAAGUUGCCUAGUCUCAUAGAGAUACAUAAGUCCCUCUUGAAGACCGGUAUUUGGGGUUAUUUUGCGAUCUGUGGUGUGAUGGCUGGCACUGCAUUAGAAGCCACCGAAACAGCCAGCUUUGAUAACCUAUUUUCCGAUACGCCAGAGGGUGAGGCGUUUAGAACAAUCCUUUACUCGAGCAACAGCUUUAAGGAGCACCUGAACCUAGUUCUGCCUUGGCUAUCUAAUCGCGGUGCUCUGCAAAACAUAUGACAUACAUAUAGCAAAUGGGCUGCUAUUAAAUUAAAAGUAGAAUUUAGACAAAAUUAUCAUAAUUUAUCUAAAGAUCUGACUAUUUUGCUUAAACAAAAUCAGGUAUUCAACCUCUGAAGUAUUCUUAAGCUAUGAACUCUACAGAGAAGCCUAAAUAGUAAUUCUGUUGUAUUCAGUAUCUAUGGUCUUCAAGUUAAGGACUUUAAAGAGAAUAUAAAGCUUGUCCUGGGUUGGCUGCACAAUGGCGGUGCGCUCCAUCCUAUAUACUGUAAAUAGAAAAAG